Molecule: messenger RNA, 1405 nt
Organism: Zerene cesonia (dogface butterfly)
Lineage: Eukaryota; Metazoa; Arthropoda; Insecta; Lepidoptera; Pieridae
Product: UDP-xylose and UDP-N-acetylglucosamine transporter-like
Exons: 4
Coding region: 189-1097 (302 amino acids)
Biological process (GO): transmembrane transport
Cellular component (GO): endoplasmic reticulum membrane; Golgi membrane
Molecular function (GO): UDP-N-acetylglucosamine transmembrane transporter activity
Source: RefSeq, a predicted model, not a curated record
CAAGCUUCAAAACAAACUAUGACCUGUGGACUGUGGUAUAGAAAGUUUUUAAACAUUAAACUAAAUUGUAUUCGUGGCAGAAUUGCAAAAAUGGAUAUUAUUUAUCAUAAUAUUUCAUAGGCUAAUCUACAAAAUAUAACUAAAAUAAGUCCUAUAUUUAUUUAUACAAUAAACAAAACGUAUAUAAGAUGAGAGUCAAAACAAUACCCAAAGUUUUCUUUGGGUGUUGCGUUAGUUCUUUUUUAAUGGAAAUUAUGAUGGCAAAGAGUCCAAAUUGUGCAAAUCUAGUAACAUUCCUACAAUUUCUAUGUAUAACACUACAAGGGCUGUUUACGAUAAAACAAAAUGUGUUAACACCAAAUAUACCGUUGAAACAAUAUUUAUUGCUAAUUAGUUUAUUUUUUAUUACAAGUGUUGCAAACAACUAUGUGUAUGCUUUGCAUGUGCCUUCUACACUUCAUAUGAUCAUCAGAUCAGCAUCAUCACCAGCUAGUAUGUUCGUCUCUUGGUUUAUCAAAAAGAGAGUGCCAAAACUUAACUCUAUACUUGGAUCAAUAAUAAUCUCAAUUGGUGUGGCAAUAGCUAUGUAUGGAGGUGCAUCAAUAGUGGAGGAGACAAGGGAGUUUUUACCCUGGUGUAUUGGUGUUUUUAUAUUACUGGCAACAUUGUUUACUGGUGCUCUCACUGGCCUGCAGCAGGAAAUGCUGUAUGCUAAGUAUGGAAAAUAUCCUGAAGAGAUGCUUUUCUACACACAUGCAAUACCACUGCCAUUAUUCCUUGGGAUUCUGCCACAGCUACAUUCCACAAUUCUGAAUCUUCCAAUAAACCUUUGGUUUGUUCUAGUUUUAAAUAUACUUUCUCAGUUUUAUUGUUCUCAUUCCGUCCAUGAAUUAGCAACUAAAGAAACUUCUGUUACCGUAACAUUUAUCUUAACUGUGAGGAAAUUCGUUUCCCUGUUAAUUUCCUCAAUAGUUUUUAAAAACAGUUUGACUGUUUAUCAUGUUGUGGGGACAAUAUUUGUUGUUGUGGGAACUUAUUUCUAUUUCGACUUCUUUGAGCGAAAAAAACAGGAACCUGUUAGUUUUAAGAAGAAUUGAUGCAUUCCAAGACUUGAUAUUAAAUAUCAUCAAUAUAUUUUAUUUAUAUUGUAAGUAAUUGUUGCAAUUUCUCGAAUUUUAUUUACAUACAGAAAUAUAAGUAUUAUUAUUUUUUUAAAUUAUAUUUAAUUAUAGCAUAUUUAUAUUAGUCAGUUUAAAAUUGUUUAAGGUUAACACUUCUACAGUACUGAAAUAAAAUUUGUAAUGUGUCAUAAACUUUAUUAUUUCAAUAAAAAAAUAUAUUUAAUCUUAUGACCAUGUUUGGUUGUGAACUGAAAUGUGGAGGUAAAUAAAACAAUUAAUUAAAA